CGAAAGAACAUUACGGGGGACCAGAUCAGAAGUGUAAAAAAGUCACAUGACAACAAAUUACUGUUAACAAAUUCAUGGAUUUCCAAAACGAUAUUAAUGCAAUUUGUUUCCUGAGGGGUUUGAAGCAGUAAAUCAGCAUGCCGUCUCUUCGUAAAGUUAAAGAUUUUCUCGGGAACCACAGGAAAUUUUCUUCGAUUCAGAAAAUACUUUUCCUUUUCCUAGGGUUAGGAAUUCUAGCUGCAUUUUCAUGGAAAUUUAUGUUUAGCUUUUUGUGGUAUGUCCUGGUGAUAGUAUCAACGAUCGGUGUUUGUCAGUAUUUAAUAACAUCAAAACACAACCAAACCUUUCUGUUGAACAUAUACUUUUACCUUUGUAAACAUGAAAAGGUUAUAACCAGUUGUUUGAGUUUGAAAGAAAAAAUUCAAGAAAUAUUCACUUUUGAAGUUGUUGAGGGAGAAGUUUUAAAUGACCACAGUGAAAAAAUUCAGGCAGAUGAAAGUGAGCGUUUUUAUGAUGCUAAAGAUUCAUAUUUUCCCAAUGAACAAGAAAAUUACCACUCUAGCAUGCAAUUGUCUGAUCGAAGUGUUGCUUCAUGCACACAAGUUUCGUGGCUUGAGGAGGUUGAAACCAUUGCUGAUUUGAUUCAAAAACAUUUUGUACAUUCAUGGUUAAAGGACUUCGAUCCUCACAUUGAUGUUCUAACAGAAUAUGAUAAAGUAUUGAGAGAUGGCAUAAUAAAUUUUGCAUACAAAUUAAAAAAGGUAGACCCUAGUGAUUUAGUGAAGGAAAUUUGCUUAAAUGGCUGUCACCAUUUACGAACGCUUCAAACAUCUAGAGAUAAAUACAAAAUUCAGCCAAGAAGAAGACUCAGUUCAGGAAGAAGGGACUCUGGAAGUCUUUCUUCAUUAAACCGAAGAUAUGCCUCAGUCGAAGAAGCGUUUGAGAACAUCUCAACCUACCAUAUAGGCAUAUAUGAUGAGAAUGAAAAUAACUAUCUUUUUAGCAUCUGUGAUAUUAUAUUAAAUAAGGCAUUCAGUGGUAUAUUUUUAAAUUCACAAGUGCUAAACUAUAUAUUAUCAGAAAUUUUAACGUGCAAUGUAUUGUUGCCAGUUUUAGACCUUUUAUCGGAACCAGAUUUUAUUUACGAAAAAAUAAUUUUUAUUUUGUCUGAUGAGGCACUCAAUAUGCCUGUAGAUGAAGAAGAUUUUGUUGAGGAAGUGAAUGAAACAUUUCAGAUUGGUGAUAAUCAAUACUUUCAUGAUAGUUCUGAUAACACUUCUAAACAUUUAGGCUUGCGGAAUGAAAACCCACCUGAUACAAUUGAAAAUCAAACUGCCUCUUCAAUCAAUUUUUCUCCUAUAUCACAAAACGGUACGCAUGCUACAGAAAUAAACUGUGAUGAAAAGUUUUUACCUGUUAUUCCAAUGGCCCUCAUAGAGCCAGCUGCAGCCUUCUCAGUGUCUGAUUCUGGUCCACCUUCACCUGUUGAAACAGGCUCUCCAGUACACAAGCUCAAUGAAAUGAAAGCAUCAAAGCCAGAUUUCUUCCUCAGCUGUUCUGAUGACGAUAAACCUGACAUGCCUGAUCAUUAUAUGAAUAGUUUAGAAAUCAUUGAGCCCAAGCCAGCAAUAUUUCUGGAUGUUUGUAUUAUUGAUAGUGAAAUUAGAAAUGAAAGCAGAAGUAAUUCACAGUUUGUGCUAUAUGUAAUGCAGUAUGAUGCUCUAUACUGGGUGGAAGCAGAGAAGGAACCAGUUCUACGUACAAGACAGGCUAAAAGAAGACAUAGGGAAUUUAUUAAUUUACAUUCUAGAUUAGAAGAUAAUACGUUGUACAAAAAAAGUCUGAAAGGAGUGAAAGGUCCAAAGAGAUGGCAAACUCUACCAUUUGGAAAUUUAAACAAGAAAAGUAUUGAAGACAGAAGAAAAAACUUAGAGACUUACUUAAAGUCGUUGAUCCAGAUAGAUGAUAUAUGUAAUGGUCCUGAACUAAAUGAAUUCUUGGCGUAUGAAGGGGAUGGUCAUAUUGCAUUCGUCAGGAAAACACCCGAAAAUAGUAUGCCAAGAUUUGAUAAGAUGAUUGUGAAGACGAUGUCUGGAGUAUUUGAUGAGAUAAUAAAGAUUCCUAGUCGUGUCAACUUUCCAAGUCUGCCUGGUAAAAAGGAGACCAAUAAAGAAGUAGAAAAGAACGAUUGUGAUCUAAUAGCUGUCGACUUUGACCUAAAUACAAAACUUCAAAGCCUAGAAGAAGAACUGCAAGAGUAUAUCAAUAGUUAUGAUUGUCCAUUUUUCACGUCAGACGAUUUACCUCAGAACAAAUUAGAGGAGACAGCAGAUCAAUUAUCAGAAGAAGAUAUAUCUUUAGCAGAAGCUGUUGUGGAUAUUGGGGUACAAACUUUACAAGGGAAGGAUAACUGGGUCUGCAGGGAAAGGGUCAUUAUUGUGAUGAAACGUUUGAUAGGGGUCAUUCUAGACAGAUGGUUAAGGGACCAGAUCACUGAUUUGACAUCAGAACAGAUGUGUGUCAAGUAUCUCCAAUUGUUACGAAGGACCGUGUGGCCUGAUGGAGAAUUGUUUGAGGGUGGCAGACCAGUAAAAACAGACAGACAGAAAGCUGCCACCAAAGAACAAGCUAGAAGAUGUCUGGCUCAGUUUUUUCCAGAUACACUAAGAAGACUAGUUGGAAAAGAAGACUUUGACCAUGGCAUCAAUGAGAUUAUUGAAUCUUUGCAAUAUAAAAAAUUGAACAGGCACUUGAUUUAUACAUUAAUGGACCAAUUGAUGGACAACGUUUAUUCAGAAACCAGUGACAGAAAAAGUUCUACAUAGUUACAGAAAAACCAAAGAAUUAAUUACUUAACAGAAUAAUGCUGUCUCUUUUUUGUUCGAAAUUUAAUUAAGUUUUUUUUUUAAGCAUAUUAAGUCAUAGGCCACAAACAGUAUUGUUGUUCCUUGCCAAUAGGUCAACGUUUUUAAUUAGAGUUAUGGGACUUUGACCAUUGUAUGGAUCUUUGUAACGCAACCACUGUGAAAUCAUAGAUUAUUGUGUGCAUUUAUAAAUGUGCAUGUUUUUUAUUGGACAAAAUGUUAGAUAAACUUUUGUGACUUCAGGCAAAGCUGUCUAUAGAUAUAUGUGCAAGUUUUUGAAACUUAGUUCUUAUUAAUGCAAUACCUACUCAAACGCAUUAUUUUCAUUUAUAAAAACCUCACACUUAAAUCUGAAUUUAUAGUACUCUGAGAACCUAUGUUAGACAGCUUUUCUAAUUCAUAAGGUUGUACAUCUUUAUGUAUUAUUGACCAUAUAUAUCUAAUACCUUCAUUUUCAUUUGGCAGUUUUUACAGAAAAUAUAGAUUUUUGACUUUUUUUUUAUCUUCAACUUCUCAGAGACUGUUUGACUGAAAGCUCUUUACCUUUAUAGGUUUGGUUAUAAUCUUGUGUAGUUGAACAGACAUUACCACCAUUUUAAUUUGACAAUUUUUAUGUAAGUUAUGAGAUUUUAAUCAACUUUGUUUAAUCGUAAUACAGGAACACUCUGAGCGUUCAUUCUAGACAUUUAGUGUUUUAUUGUGAUGACUGAUUUUAAUGGCAGUAUAGCAGUAUAACUUUUGUGAAGUUAAAAGUUAUCAUAUUUUUGUUUUUAUGUUUUAUUUUUAUUGUUAUAAAGAUUUUAUUGAACUCCAUUAACAGGGUCAUAUUGAUGUUUAAAAUAACAUGUGUUCCAAGAUGUAGGGUAUUUGUAACAUUGACUUCAAGAACUUGCAUUAGAUAUUCAGCCAUGUUUUUUUCAUAUUCAGUUAGUUUAUAAGUUAUAACUGUCAGUUUAAAAAAACACCAACAUUAUACAACUUUUAGAAUUUAUUUUUUAAGACAAUUUUGUUCUAGGACCAAUUUAAAAUUUUACCCUUUCAGCACAUUUUUCCAAAUUUCGCAGUAGUAAUGUAGCAA
Molecule: messenger RNA, 3942 nt
Organism: Mytilus trossulus (common blue mussel)
Lineage: Eukaryota; Metazoa; Mollusca; Bivalvia; Mytilida; Mytilidae
Exons: 10
Coding region: 138-2825 (895 amino acids)
Molecular function (GO): phosphatidylinositol binding
Source: RefSeq, a predicted model, not a curated record